This is a messenger RNA of Clarias gariepinus (North African catfish), 1080 nucleotides long. Its product is annotated as cyclin-dependent kinase inhibitor 1C-like. The record is from RefSeq and is a predicted model, not a curated record. Bases 117 to 641 code for a protein of 174 amino acids. Gene Ontology annotation, biological process: regulation of cell cycle. The transcript is spliced from 3 exons. Gene Ontology annotation, cellular component: nucleus. Lineage: Eukaryota; Metazoa; Chordata; Actinopteri; Siluriformes; Clariidae. Gene Ontology annotation, molecular function: cyclin-dependent protein serine/threonine kinase inhibitor activity.
UCUUGAAUCUUCUGUCAUCCUGAUUUGAACUUGUUUGUCGACUGUUUUCUGAAUUUUCUGUCACCCUGAGUCUCUGACACGACUUCUUGCCAUUUACUGCUAAAGAAGUGACAGAGAUGUCCAGAGUGCAGGUUUCAGGAGCUGCGAGGGGGAACUUCUCCCCUCAGCGCCCGCGCAGGAUCGUGCGUCGGAGUCUGUUCGGACCUGUGGAUCACGGCGAGCUGGACCGGGACAUCGAGGCGAAGCUGCGCGAGAUCUCCGGAAAGGAAGAACAAGCGUGGAAUUUUAACUUCGCCUCCGGGACGCCGCUGUUCGGAGAUUACGAGUGGGAGGGAGCGGCGGCGGAGGCUACGCCGGCGUUCUACCAGGAGUCGGUAAAAGCAGGGAAGAAGAGGCCUGAUGCUGUGCAGGUUCAGCCGCACACAGAGGCUCCGAACCGGAAUGCAAGAACCGAGGGCACGCGCACAGGACGGAAGGCAGGCUGCACUAAGACGAGGAAAGCACGCGCACGGGUUUCUACAUCCCCAUGCCGCAUUACAGAUUUUCUCGUCAAACGAAAGAAGCCAGGACCUGAGAGAGUGUCUCAGAAAGCCCUCAGCUCCCUCUCCUCUGAGGAAACGCCACGGACACGACUUCGGUGAAGUUUGGCUGGCUGUGACAUUAUCAGCAAGGAGACCAGACUUCGCAGGCAGUCACGUUGUGGUGCAUCUGCAGGACCUGCUGGCGGGAGGAGCCGAGCUUGAUGGACAGUUUGCAGCCUGAGCCGCGCCUCCGCCUGAGCCUCCCGAGUUGUUCCCGGCCUUGUCUCAGAUUUGCUGGAAUGGCGACCUGUACACUCCAAUUUCGAGAACUCUAUGUCUGCUCCACCUCCCGGGUUCAAGGACACCAUGUCUGCGCCAUCUCUUGGGUUUAAGGACGCCGUCUCUGCUCCACCUCCCAGGUUCAAGGACACCGUGUCUGUGCCACCUCCUGGGUUCGAGGACGCCGUCUCUGCUCCGCCUUCCGGGUUUAAAGACUCACAACAUGUACACAUUAACACACUGAGUAAAACAAUUUGUUUUGCUGGAACACAUAACAGGC